Messenger RNA from Mirounga angustirostris (Northern elephant seal), 8283 nucleotides. It is a transcript of the gene GDF7, whose product is annotated as growth differentiation factor 7. Gene Ontology annotation, cellular component: extracellular region. Lineage: Eukaryota; Metazoa; Chordata; Mammalia; Carnivora; Phocidae. Gene Ontology annotation, molecular function: cytokine activity; growth factor activity. The transcript has 2 exons. Gene Ontology annotation, biological process: BMP signaling pathway. Bases 71 to 1837 code for a protein of 588 amino acids. The record is from RefSeq and is a predicted model, not a curated record.
CCGGAGCGGGCAGGGGGCGGGUGCUGCUCCUCCGCAGGGGAGUGGGGACGAGGCUGGGCUGGUGCGCGCGAUGCCUCGGAGCCUCGAACUCCGGAGGGCGCGUUUGGCUGGGGCGCGGCGUGGGCGGCGGGGGAUCGCAGCGCCGUGGGGCAGGGAGGCGGGGCUCCGGUUUGCGGCGGGAGCCUCCGGCGGGUUAACACUCGCUAGGCGAGAGUGGGGGCGAAGCGCUACGGCGCCGGGAGGAGGCUCCUGUCCCGGACUCCGCGUUAGGCCGGAGUGGGGGGCGCGGUGCUGCCACGCCAGUGUUCAGCAGGGGGCGCUGCUCCGGGCGUUGGGCGGGGGUGGGGUGGGCGAGGAGGGGGGGCCGCGACUUGCUGCGCACACUUCCCCCAUUAUUAAACACUAUGUUCAAAAGGCGCCGGGGGACUUCCCGGAGCCACGGAGCCCGCGCCGCCCGCCCGCCUGGCCCACGGAGCCCAUGGACCUGAGCGCGGCCGCCGCGCUGUGCCUCUGGCUGCUGAGCGCCUGCCGGCCCCGCGACGGGCUCGAAGCGGCCGCCGUGCUGCGAGCGGCGGGGGCAGGGCCGGUCGGGAGUCCGGGGGGCGGCGGCGGCGGCGGCGGCGGGCGGACCCUCGCCCCGGCUGCGGGCGUCUCCGCUGCCCCGACCGCCGCGGCUCCCGGAGCCCGCGCCGCGCGCCGGGCCGCCGGCUCCGGCUUCAGGAACGGGUCGGUGGUGCCGCACCAGUUCAUGAUGUCGCUUUACCGGAACCUGGCCGGGAGGGCUCCCGCCGGGGCAGCCGCCGCCUCCACCUCGGGCUCUGGCCGCCACGGCCGCGCGGACACAAUCACCGGCUUCGCAGACCAGGCGAACCAAGACGAAUCGCCCGGCGAGACCGGCCAAAGCUUCCUGUUCGACGUGUCCAGCCUUCCCGACACCGACGAGGUGGUGGGAGCCGAGCUGCGCGUGCUGCGCCGCGAGUCCCCGGAGCUGGGCCCUGGCGGCGCGACUCCCCCGCCGCUGCUCCUGCUGUCUACGUGCCCCGGCGCCGCCCGAGCGCCCCGCUUGCUGCACUCGCGGGCCGCCCAGCCCCUGGCCGGAGCGCGCUGGGAGGCGUUCGACGUGGCAGACGCCGUGCGGCGCCACCGCCAGGAGCCGCGCGCCACCCGUGCGUUCUGCCUCUUGCUGCGCUCAGUGGCCGGUCCCUCGCGGGGCCCGCUGGCACUGCGGCUGCUGGGCUUCGGCUCACCGGGCAGGGGCCGCGCGGCGGCGGAAGAGCGCGCUCUGCUCGUCGUUUCCUCCCGCACGCAGAGGAAGGGGAGCCUCUUCCGGGAGAUCCGCGCCCAGGCCCGCGCGCUCGGGGCCGCGCUGGCGGCGGAGCCGCCGCCCGACCCGGGACCCGGCACGGGGUCGCCGACGGCGGUCAUCGGCGGUCGCAGGCGGCGGCGGACGGCGCUGGCCGGGGCGCGAGCGGCGCAGGGCAGCGGCGGGGGCGCGGGCCGGGGCCACGGGCGAAGGGGCCGGAGCCGCUGUAGCCGCAGGCCGCUGCACGUGGACUUCAAGGAGCUGGGCUGGGACGACUGGAUCAUCGCGCCGCUGGACUACGAGGCGUACCACUGCGAGGGCGUUUGCGACUUCCCGCUGCGCUCGCACCUUGAGCCCACCAACCACGCCAUCAUUCAGACGCUGCUCAACUCCAUGGCGCCCGACGCGGCGCCGGCCUCCUGCUGCGUGCCGGCGCGCCUCAGCCCCAUCAGCAUCCUCUACAUCGACGCGGCCAACAACGUGGUCUACAAGCAGUACGAGGACAUGGUGGUGGAGGCGUGCGGCUGCAGGUAGCCUGCGGGCCCGGGGAGGGGGCGGCCGCGCCACCCAGGACCCCCUGCUGAAGGGCAGCUGCGGCCGGGGUCUGCCGCCGAGCGUGGGUGCGCAUCGGACACUGGCCCCGGGCCCGCACGGUGGAGGGCGAGCGCACGUUCACACUCACACCAGCACUCACACGCACACACUCGUUCACUCAUGCACACAUUUACCUUGGGCAGCACCCAAAGCCCUGGCAAGAGACGACCUGACGCUACCGAAUGCGUACUCACUCUGCAAACGCACCAUCGCACCCACCGCCCCCUUUUGGAGAGAGGAGGCUGUUUGUGUUAACGUUACAAUAACAGGCACUAAAUGGGGUAGAAAUGGGUUAGGGAAUUGGGGGUUCCAGAAUGGAUGAAUUAAUGGGGGUACUGGAGUUUUAUCUCACCCGUUUUUGUCUGUGGCUGAGUGUGGGGGAACGCCCGGCUGGGUGGCUGAGUGCCUGGUGUUGCACCUGGAAUGGACAGAACGGCUGUCAUGCCCUUUCCCAAGGUUUGUGUUGCAUUUACUCUGGGAAGGAACCGCUGCAAAAAGGCAUGUUUAUUCUUUAAUUUAAAAAAAUCUAACGUGCCCCUUCAAUUUUGAAAGGGAACAUUUGUCCUAAAGAAUUCAUGGUGGAGCUACCCAGAUCUUUGCAAAGGUCAGCACUACCCUUUUAAAAAAGUCAGUUCCAAUUGGGGAUGAUCUAGAAUGUGGGAAAAAAUGUUUUUCUUUGGGGGGGGGAGUGAAAUGGAGGAGAGAUUAUAAACUGCCAGUCUGAACUGAUAUGAACUUGGGGGGGAUGGCACGCGUCAGGUUCUGAAGCUCCUAGGCUGGGCAGUUCAACGUGGUGGCGGUGCCUUGGGGGGUGCUGAGGAGGAGGCUUAGUGCAGUGGCUGGGAAUGGGGGAAGGCGGGCAGCUGUGCCUUUUCCUAGAGACCUGCCAGGAGGUUUUGCUAAGGAGCUGGGAAAGAGGCUCCUAGGGCUUUGAAAGAGGUGGGGAGGCGUCUCGGGGCGGGCGAGCGGGCUUCUGCAGAAGACUCAGGCUUGUCUGCCAGGUAGGCGCAACCCUCUCCAAAUGGUGUGCUCAGAAUGGGCCAACAUGUGCUUGCGCUUAGCUAUCAAGUCUGUGUUGGCUUUUACACGCUUUCACUGUGUUGUUGCUGUAAGUUUUGGCAGUGUGAUAGUAACGGGAAGUGAAGCAACACAAAAGUGCUUUUGUGAGAUUUCAGCUCCCCACAACCCAGUGGUUCAGAGCAGGAGGAAGCCCCCCCCCCCGGCCCCCGCCCCAAUGUAGAGGGGCAUUUGCAGCUUGGCUGUUGUGGCCCCUUCAGAAGGGCGGAGCCUUGGUGCAGGGGGGAGGGCAGAGGUGGAAGCCUCUUCCCCCAGUCCUGUUUUUGUCUUGUUGAUGGUAGGACUGCUGGUCCUUAUCUAGGGAAGCUAGAACAUGCCAGCCUACAUUGUUUUAUUUGGUUCAUUUCUGCCCCAGAGUCCUUUGUGGCCUUGUGUAAGUGGCUGAGAGAGGGAUGAGAAACAAUUUGGAUUCCACCUGUCUGGGGCUCCGAGGGCUUCUUUGAAAACCCCUGCAGCCCUCCUGAGUACUCCUCUUUAAGGCUGUGUUGGGCUUUCACCUUUGGGGUCCCUGAGAAAGGCAUCCAUUCCAUCUUCUUGUCUUGGAUGCUAAGGUCCAGAUGAGUUAUACAAAUUUUAAUUCUCAGUGAUUAAACAUUCAAGAGGGAGGAAUACUAAGAAUUUAGAUACAGCUACUUUACUUAAGGGCUCCACCUGAGUCCGUUCUAUCCCGUAAAAUUCCCCUGAAGGAAAAGAAAAUACAUUUACAAUGUGAAUUUAUAUGCUGUGGCUAUCUGAGUAGCCAUAAAUAAUGAAAAAAUGCAAGUCUCUUUAGGUUAAAACACACAAAAUUCCCGAGGUGGCAGCUACGGUACAUCUCCCCCCAAUUUCAGUGACCUGUGGUCCCCUUACAUUUAUGGAUUUUGCCAGAGAACCUUCGCUUUUCUAAACUGUUUUUAAUAAUUGCAUGGUGAUUGCUCUGUCAUAGCGAAGAAUAAAAAAAUGACACUAAAAUAUUAAAGGUUGUAGUAUUUGAAGUUUUAGAAAGGGAGUUAAUGAAAAAACUAGCUAUACUUUGAAGAAAUUCUAGGUUAUUUAAUAUCUUGGACAAAAGGAAACAUUUUGGUUCUUUUUUAGUGACUCGGAAAAACAAAGUUUUGAGAAGACCUGUUUUGAUUUAGCCUGAGCUUUUUGUGGCAGGAAAAAAAAUGUCCAUUUUCUCUGUGGGUUUUUUUUUUUUUUUCCUGAUGACCUCCUUCUACCAAGUUGUGUUGUAAGUGGUGUAGGAAGUAGGCAUCUUCCUGCAUCUGGAGGUCCCGGCUGCAUCCAGGGUGGGGGUUGUCCAUGGGCAGUGACAGUUCCUCGGAUCAUCUCAGAUGUCCUCAGGGUGUCCUUGUUUACUGACUAGAAGCAAUGCCUCCGGGAAUUGCUCUGGAGCUGCCUGUCGCCCCCAGGGACGACCUGUGCCUGCCACAACUCUGCUUGGGCCUCUGGCAUCUCAGAGUUAAAAGUAGGUGAACGGAGAAGAUGUGUCACACUUUGUAAAAGUGACAGCAGAAGGGCCACUGCACGUGGAGGCAGACGUGUUUUUGCUGCUGUGAUGUGGUUCGAGCCGCUUUGCCAGGAUUUGGAGAAGGAUCCUGCCGGCGCAGCUGGGAGUGCCCUGUACUGACUGUCUUCUAGGCAGGGGGGGUGUGGGGCCAAGUCACUCAGCUGGAAGCCCCAGUCCCCACCCUCGGGAGAGCUGCUGGCAAGCAGGGUUAAAGCGUGUCAGCACUGUGAGCGAAGGCAGCGUCCCUUUCCCAACUCAGGGCCCCCUGGGUCUGGGGCCACCACAAUAGUCUUCCUCAAGUCCAGCGAAUUUUCCAUUUUGUUGGGGGAGACUUGUGCACUUUCGGUUGAGACCAUGUGAACCACUCCUUCCUGCUAGAGAAUAGGGUGGGCAUCCCUGCUUGGAGAGCACAGGGCGGGCCAGCUGAGGCCCAAGGGGGUUGGUGCUGGGUUUGCUAAACACGAAGACAGGCUGGUCAGUGCUGCUGGAAGCCAGGCUUCUGUAUUAAGGGAGACACGAUGCCCAAACGCUUGCCUGGUUGAAUUCUGGCUUUCCAAGCAGCAGGGUCAUGUCCUCCCGAGGGGGUGUCGGGCUCUGUUGUCUCAGCUUGAGCUCUGUCCAUUCCUUACGCACGGACUCCCCUUCAUCCUAGUGUGCCGCCAUCUUACUACCGCAGUGGCAUGGGGAAAAGAAGAGCGUGGACUGUGUGAUGUCGAGUCAAAUUUGGCAAACCCGGUGCGGUGACUGCUCCCAGGACAGUCUCCCGGAAGUGUCAGCAGGAGCGGGGACCUUGCUGUCAGUGCUGAAGGGAGUACGGACCACCCUGUGGAUGUAAUCAGAGUGUAACCCAAAUUCCCCAAGUCAUUUACCCUGUUUGUAAUUUUAUUGAAACUCAUAGCAGAAAAUAACCCAGGACUGUAGACUGAUUUUCUUCUUAAAGCAGGGAAAAAAUUGAAUUCUUUCCAAGAGGAGCUUGUGCACAGAAAAAGGCAGACUCUUGCCUUGCUUGAAUCUGGUCUCCAGAAAACGGGGUGAGAAGAAGAGCCAGCACGAUAGCUGUUUCUGGGUCACAAACAUCAUGGGGGCCUCGCUGAUCUCCUGAGAGUGCGUCGGUGGGGAUGCAGAAGCCUCCCCGGGCUCAGAAAGCAGGGCCCUCUCAGUGGGCCUGGGCCAGGAGGCUUCAGGCAGGUGCCCAGUGGGCUGGGAGGAUUGAGGGUCUGGAAGGCAGCCAUCUGUCACUGGCAGGGAAGGACCUGCAUUGUCCCCUCAGGGGUCUGGAUUGGGAAGGGAAGAGAGGCAGCUGACAAGUUGGAAGAUGUUGGGAGUGAGAUGGGAGAGAACUGGGUCCCUCUGAGGUGUGUCUGAGCUGCACUGGUGUGUCUGGGGCCUUCUACGUACCCAGGAGGGAACCGCCCCACUUGAGUGUGUGUACGUGUGUGUGUAUGUGUGUGUGUGUGUGUAUGUACGGAGACUUCUGCAAAGAGGUGUUUCUGUAGUCAGGGGGUCUGUUGGCAGGACCGCUUUGCACGCUGGUCUAGGGAGCACUUCCUUCCGCCAGGUUGGAAGCUCUGCAUUCCAGACAGGCCCACCAGGUAAGAGCUGUGGUGCAGAAACUUUCUCCUUGCUCUAAGUCGGUGAUAGGAAGCUGAAACAAGUCGUUGAGAAAAACAAGGACAAGCUUCUGAUGGUCGAGCGAGUCCCAGGCACCUUGCCGCUGGGUAGCACAGACCUGCCGGGAUGUGGCUGGCUGCUUGGUUUCUGCGUCUCUAUUCCACCAUCUUUUGAGCCGUCGGGGAACAGGAGCGUGGCCCCGGGGCAGCUGGAGAUUUGGCCAGGCAGGAGGUGGGCCGGUGGCUGUCCUUCUUUGCACAGUCGCCUCCGCACUGCUCCAUCGGGCCUGCGGUGGCAGCGACCACACCCAGCUCCUGCAGCUAGAGCCGGGCCGGAUGCCUGUGCUGAGCCUACACCCUGCUCGGCCGCUUGGCGGCCAGAAUCUAGAACCUCGUCUGAACCUUCUGGUCCUGAGGUGUGCUUGUGGUUGACAGAAAGCAGAUGCCCUGGGAGGCUUAUUCGUGGGAGUCCUGCUGAAUUGGAGGCAAACACAAACCCAUCUGAGGCACAGAGGCUAACCAGUCCCUGAAGCCGGUCCCCGGGCUGCAGGAUGGGAGGGGGCGUGGUGGCCCGGUGCACCUGCACACGGCGUGCGGCCGUCUUCUGUCCGCGCACGGCUUCCCGGCGAGCCUGGCCUCUCGCAGACCUCACGCGUGGGCAGCCCUAGCCUGGACUUGUCAGCCCAGGGAGUCUGAGAAGCAAGUCUGACGACGUGCAGGGGAAGCCUUUCCCGGUCUGCGUGCUUGUCUCCGAGUGACCGAAGGCUGCCGAGGGCCGAAGAUGACACACGCGUCCCAGGUUUGCCCGGGAGCUCGGGACAGCAGCAGCAUGGCUUGAGAUGAGCAGGCUGGUUCGAGGAUGGGGUGCACCUGCAAGACAGGGCUUAUUUUUCUUUGCAGUUUACAUUUCCGGGUCAGGGCCUGUCAGAGUCCGAGGAAAGCCAGCCAUUCAGCAUUCUGUUUAGAAAAUGAUGAUACAUGUUCAGGGAGAAAGCAAGAAUGUAUUUUCUGGCUGGGAAAUCCUCGAGGGUUCCAAGCCAGGAACAGAGACUCUGGAAGGUGGAGCUUCUCUGGCUUUCUCCACCUCGGGUAAGUCACAGAUCCAACAUAAGCUUCCUUACAGUAACGGCUGUUUUGUUGUUGUGGUUGUUGUUCGGGGUGGUUUGUUUUGUAGUCCACUUUGACAGUAGUGCAAAGAGCUUCUGUGUUUUCUGUGACAAAGAAUCAUAACUGAGUCACUUUAGGUCUUUCAGCUGAAGUAUUUCGCCCCAAAUGAAAAGUUAAUACAUCUUUUUUUUUAGAAGGAUUAGCAUACUGACUGCAACUUGCCGUUCAUCAGAGAAUAGGGGAUUCAGAAAAGUUUGGGAAGCUUUUUUUUAAAAAAAAUACCUAUCAAGGGCGCCUGGGUGGCUCAGUUGGUUGAGUGACUGCCUUCGGCUCAGGUCAUGAUCCUGGAGUCCCUAGAUCGAGUCCCGCAUCGGGCUCCCUGCUCAGCAAGGAGGUUGCCGCAGAACACGGGCACCAGCUUACGGCAUGCCCCUCUUUGUGCAGGCUCUGCGUGGGCAGCGUCGUCCGGCAAGACGGGCGCCUGCCUCUUAGCCAGUCCCUUGACUCUGCCGCCAAUGCUGUGGUUCUAAGGAAAUGGGCAAAACUCAAAGUGACAGCUAUGCCAUCACAGCUCAAUACGCACAUUCCAGCAGCUGAAGACAGAAUGUAUUAUUCUGGGGGCCUGAAGUCCCUUUCCUUUCGCAGUGAUACCCACUAUUUCUCAGCUCAGCUCGGCAGUAAGAUGGGGCAGGUGGUGAGAAUUGUAAACUCACUGAAUGCAAGCUGAAAUCCCCUUGUCGGCAGUCUUCCAGCUCUGGUCUGGCCGGAGCAGAGCUCCGAGGCUUGGGGGCUGGAGACCGGGCCAUCUCCCCUCUGCUCCGCGGGGUGGCUGGGGCAGCAGCCGCUGAUGUUGUGAGUGCUGCCCACGCCCAGGCCGGCUGGCAGGGAGCUCAAGGCCAGGUACAAACCCACUGUGUAUAUGUAUUCUCAAGUUUAAAUAGAUUGUACAUAUUGGAAUGUAAAUGAACUGUAAAACAGCAAUCUCUAUUUUUCUUGACAGUUAUAUAGCAGUAUAUAUUUGUUAAACGUGCUCUUGUAUGCUCUUCACAUUAACCAUUUUAAUAUUUUGUACAGAUAAGUUGAUUAAAUAUUUUAUUGAUAAA